Messenger RNA from Recurvomyces mirabilis, 507 nucleotides. RefSeq lists its product as uncharacterized. Gene Ontology annotation, molecular function: 5'-3' DNA helicase activity. The transcript has a single exon. NCBI's taxonomy places the organism in Eukaryota, Fungi, Ascomycota, Dothideomycetes, Mycosphaerellales, Teratosphaeriaceae. The record is from RefSeq and is a predicted model, not a curated record. The coding region runs from base 1 to 507 and encodes 168 amino acids.
AUGCUCAUCGUAUUCCUGCAAGUGCUGCUGGAAGAGGCUAAGGCAGACGCUGCUGACAUCGGGAUCAUCACGAUGUACGGCGAAGUUGUUCGCCGCAUCGAGCAACAGUUGAGGGCACACAACAUUCGUAAUGUGCAGGUGGCGAAGGCAAGGUCUGACCCAGAGGCUUCGACCGUGGACGCCUUCCAAGGCCGGCAGAAGAAGAUUAUCCUGCUCCUCUUCGUCGCGGCAUUCGCUAACCGGGGCCGAGAUCCAUUUGGGUUCGUCAAGGACGCGAAUCGUCUAAACGUUGCUACUACGCGUAGCGAGGAGUUCCAUUUCAUGUUUGGCGACCUCGACAUGUGGAAAACCUGGAUGGUGGCUAAUCAGACUCUUGGUCUCUCCUCUUCGGCUGCCAUUCAGCGUGUAGUGAACUGGGUGAUCAGUCAUGGUCAGGUGGUAGACUGGAUGCGCGUAAAUGCUGCACUGCAUCGCCGUUAUCCAGGGAAAGACUUCGAGGAGGAUUAA